Molecule: messenger RNA, 6363 nt
Organism: Fukomys damarensis (Damara mole-rat)
Lineage: Eukaryota; Metazoa; Chordata; Mammalia; Rodentia; Bathyergidae
Gene: Pdzd8
Product: PDZ domain containing 8
Exons: 5
Biological process (GO): mitochondrial calcium ion homeostasis
Cellular component (GO): mitochondria-associated endoplasmic reticulum membrane contact site
Molecular function (GO): protein binding; lipid binding
Source: RefSeq, a predicted model, not a curated record
ACCCGCCGCUGGGUCACCAAGAAGAUCAAGGUGGAGUUCGAGGAGCUGCUGCAGACCAAGACGGCCGGGCGCCUGCUGGAGGGGCUGAGCUUGCGGGACGUGUUCCUGGGCGACACGGUGCCCUUCAUCAAGACCAUCCACCUCGUCCGGCCCGUCGUGGCCUCGGCCACCGGGGAGUCCGACGGUCCCGAGGGGGAGCCGCUGCCCGCCACCUGCCCGGAGGAGCUGGCCUUCGAGGCAGAGGUGGAGUACAACGGAGGCUUCCACCUAGCCAUCGACGUGGACUUGGUCUUUGGCAAGUCUGCCUACCUGUUCGUCAAGCUGUCCCGAGUGGUGGGUAGGCUGCGCUUCGUCUUCACCCGCGUGCCCUUCACCCACUGGUUCUUUUCCUUCGUGGAGGACCCGCUGAUUGACUUCGAGGUGCGCUCCCAGUUCGAAGGGCGGCCCAUGCCCCAGCUCACCUCCAUCAUCGUCAACCAGCUCAAGAAAGUCAUCAAGCGCAAGCACACCCUGCCCAGUUACAAGAUCAGGUUUAAGCCAUUUUUUCCAUACCAAACAUUGCAAGGAUCUGGAGAAGAUGAAGAGCAUAUCCACAUACAGCAUUGGGCUCUUACUGAAGGCCGUCUUAAAGUUACAUUGUUGGAAUGUAGCAGGUUACUCAUUUUUGGAUCCUAUGACAGAGAGGCAAAUAUUCAUUGUACACUUGAGUUGAGCAGUAGUGUUUGGGAAGAAAAACAAAGGAGUUCUAUUAAGACGGUUGAAUUAAUAAAAGGGAAUUUACAGAGUGUUGGACUUACACUUCGUCUUGUUCAGUCAACUGACGGGUAUGCUGGGCAUGUCAUAAUUGAAACCGUGGCCCCAAACUCACCUGCUGCAAUUGCAGAUCUUCAGCGAGGAGAUCGACUCAUUGCUAUUGGAGGUGUGAAAAUUACCUCGACACUGCAAGUGUUGAAGCUUAUCAAGCAGGCUGGUGACCGAGUUCUGGUGUACUAUGAAAGACCCGUUGGCCAGAGUAAUCAAAGUGUGGUGCUACAAGAUAAUUUUGGCCAGUUGGAAGAAAACUUUUUGUCAGGCUCAUGCCAACCAAGUUAUGAAGAGGAAGCAGCUGGGUUGGCAGUAGAUGCUGAAAACAGAGACUUAGAUUCUGAAUAUGAAGACUUGGCAAGUGAUGUCAGAGUACAAAAUGAGUUCAAAGAUGAAGGACAGUCAUUAAGUCAUAGUCCCAAACGGACUCCAACAACACUUUCUAUUAAACCCCUUGGCGCUAUAUCACCAGUUUUAAAUCGUAAAUUAGUUGCAGGAAGUCACCCACCACCACCAAAAAUUUCAUCCAAAGAAGGAACUAAACCAUCUGCCCUAAAAACUUCUGAGGUAGCAGACCCAGUACAAGUGUCAAAACCCACCCAAGGAUCCACUUUCAAACCACCCGUGCCACCACGACCACAAGUGAAAGUCCCUUUGCCUUCUGCUGAUACCCCGAGUCAGGCAGAACCAGACAUUCUUGUUGAAAAGCCAGAGAAGGUGCUGCUUCCUACUCCUGUAGACAAAUCUGCUGAAAAGCAGGUGAAAAGUGUAGAUCAUGUAGAAGAUUUGAGCACAUCGAAGCAGUUGUUAGCAAAGCAAGAAGUGGCUAAAGAUUUUACUUCAGAAAGUUCCUGCCCUACCAAGGACAGUACAGAUGACCAUCAAACAUGGGAAUCAUCAGAAAUUCUUUAUCGUAAUAAGCUAGGAAAAUGGACAAGAACCAGAGCAUCCUGUUUGUUUGACAUAGAAUCCUGCCACCGAUACCUGAAUAUUGCACUGUGGUGUAGGGAUCCUUUCAAGUUGGGGGGUCUCAUCUGUUUGGGUCAUGUUAGCUUAAAACUUGAAGACGUGGCCUUGGGAUGCCUAGCUACAUCAAACAUGGAGUAUCUUUCCACAUUCAGACUGGAAGCUCCUGCACCUAAGGCCAUGGUCACGAGAACUGCACUGCGCAAUCUGAGUAUGCAAAAGGGCUUCAAUGACAAAUUUUGCUAUGGUGACAUUACUGUUCACUUCAAGUAUUUGAAGGAAGGAGAACCAGACCACCAUAUAGUUACUAACAUAGAGAAAGAAAAAGAACCCCACUUGGUUGAAGAAGUUUCUACCCUCCCUAAAGAGGAACACUUUACUGGACAGAUGAGCUCCCUAGAAAAUAAGCAUAGUUUCCAGGACACUCAAUUCCAAAAUCCAACUUGGUGUGAUUACUGUAAGAAAAAGGUUUGGACAAAAGCUGCUUCCCAGUGUAUGUUGUGUGCUUACGUUUGCCAUAAAAAAUGUCAAGAAAAAUGUCUAGCCGAGACUCCUCUUUGUGGAGCAACUGAGAGGAGGAUAGACCGGACUCUAAAAAACCUUAGGCUGGAAGGACAGGAACCCUUCCUGGGCCAGCCUUCUCGUGUUGAUGCUGAAACCAACAAGUCAGUGAAUAAAACAACAGGUUUAACAAGGCACAUUAUCAACACUAGCUCUCGUUUGCUAAAUUUGCGUCAAGUCUCUAAAACUCGCCUUUCUGAACCUGGAACUGACCUUGUAGAGCCCUCACCAAAACACACACCCAACACAUCAGACAAUGAAGGCAGCGACACAGAGGUGUGUGGUCCAAACAGUCCUUCCAAACGGGGAAAUAAUGCAGGAAUAAAGUUAGUGAGAAAGGAAGGUGGGCUGGAUGACAGUGUUUUUAUUGCUGUUAAAGAAAUUGGCCGUGAUCUGUACAGGGGCUUGCCUACAGAGGAAAGGAUCCAGAAGCUAGAGUUUAUGUUGGAUAAACUGCAGAAUGAAAUUGAUCAGGAGUUGGAACACAACAAUUCCCUUGUAAGAGAAGAAAAAGAGACAACUGAUACAAGGAAAAAAUCACUUCUGUCUGCUGCUUUAGCUAAAUCUGGUGAAAGACUACAAGCUCUAACACUUCUAAUGAUCCACUACAGAGCAGGCAUUGAAGAUAUUGAAACUUUAGAGAGUCUAUCUUUAGACCAGCACUCCAAAAAAAUAAGCAAAUACACAGACGAUACAGAAGAAGACCUUGACAGUGAAAUCAGCCAGCUGAUAGACUCUCAGCCAUUCAGCAGUAUCUCAGAUGACUUAUUUGGCCCAUCUGAGUCUGUAUAAUGGACAUACUGUUUAAACUUGCAUAUGAUUGGGGGAAAGAUGUAUCUAAGUUAUCACAGAUACCAACCACAUUUCAGUCCUCUCAUAAUGCACUUUGGCCUGCUUCUCCACAGUUAUUUGCUUGUGUAAGAAAGAAUGAAAAAGGUUUUCCCUCAAAAACAUGACCAGCUCACUAAAUCAGUUGUUUCCGAUUACAUUUAUAGCUAUGCUUUCUUGGAUUUAUAUUGGGAAUUUAUUUUUACUAAUUUAUUUUUAACUUUUUCUAAUUAUGUGAUUAUAUAAGCUAACUUUUCAUGUUUAUGUAUGUGUGAUGUCUCACUGUGGUUUUUUUCCUUCCUCUUCUUUUUGAAUUAAUGUUAAAUAAGAUACAGUCCAGAUUUUUGAAAUAUUUUUAUUUCCAUCAUGGUUAUAACAACAAAUUUGCUGCAUGCCAAAAUUGACAACAUCCAUCACUGGGAAAACAAGUUGUGAAUCUUUUGUGUUACAUAUUGGGAAUUUGGGGGUUGCUUUUUGUUUUUGCCAAAUGUAAAAUGAAACCAGAUGCUGCAACUUUAGUCUGUUAUGCUGACUUAGUAAAAAAAAACAAAACAAAAAAAACUUUUACAUAUAUUGAUUGCUUUCUAUGCUUCUGUGACAUUUUUUUCUAAACCUUUUGUGAACCUGAAGUACAUUAAAAAGACAGUGAUUAAUUUGACAAGCUUGUAUUGAAAAACAAAGUGUAAUAAGGAAUAUUAAAUCAUGUGGUCAAGAAUGUAUAGAAAGGGUAACAAGAUUUAAUUACCACAAAAUAGGCAGCAGGAUUUUUUAGGUAUCUUUUGGAAUGUCAGUACUUUGCUUUUAAAUGGAAGUUCUAAGCAUUCAUGAUGAUUUUUAUCAUCUUCAGUUUUCCCAUAGGAAAUAAGGCAUGUACGAGGGUAUUUGAAGUUUCAGAAAAUGGUUCUUAAAACGAUGGUAUUGAUAACUAGUUUUGUUUUAAAAACAUUUUCCCAUAGGAAUAUAUUGUGGAGGAGAGGAAUCAUGCAGAAUAUUGUUAUUGCUUCAUUGCUUCAUCUGGGGGUCUUACGAGCUUAAAGGAAUGGUGAUUGUUCAGAUUGUCUUCAUUCAUUAAAAAUAAAAGAAAUAAUGGUAUACAUAGGACUUGAGACAAGUUCUCUGAAAAUGAAGAUGUACCUCAGUGUUGGAUCCACCUUAUGGAUGCCGACGUGACUGAGGAAAAAUAUAUAAGCUUGACCUCUGUUACACCUUAAAAGUUUGAGCCUGUUACCUGCCUACAAAAUAGAUAUGUAUGUUUUUCCCUUUUGUGGGUAAUGGCUCUGAUAACUUGAUACAUGCAUAAAUCAGCAUGAGUUUAAAACAGCUUUUAUGGCUGGCAGGAAAAGGCAUAGUAUACCACUAAGGCCAUGGCCCAGUCUGUAGUCCAAGACCACACAGGAGCUCUUCCUAUAAUGAGCUGUCUGACCACAGACAGGCAAGUCAGUCACAAAGAGGCUCGGUACAGCAGUUUCCCAUCUCUGAAGUGAGGGUGGUAACUACUUCCUCUAACAACCUCACAGGACUGUUGUGAGGAAAACAGCAGAACUGCACAAGUGCUUCAAACAUAAAAGCUAUACAAAUAAAAGGUGUUACUUAGAUGAGUAAAAUAUCUUUGAGUGCAGAAGUUAUUCCAAUUUUAACAUCAGUAACCAACUCUCAUUCCAUUAAGUGAAAUAUUAGAAUAAUAAAUACCUUCUUGAGAGGUCAGGUUUAUAACAAAAAUAUACACGUACCCCUUGCUCAUUGUUGAUUUAAGCAUGCUCACAUCUUAAGAGAACACUGAUGUUGAAGGCUUCCUUCACAAAACUCACCAAAAGCUCAAAUGUUCUACAGCAUAUACUUGAAACAAUCUGUCCAGUGUAUACCCAUGUUUCAUCUUGUAAAAAAUACCUUGCCAUUGUUAAUCUGGGAGGUAGUCUCUAAUUGGCGCGUGUUCAUGGAUUAAGUCAUGAUACCCAAGCAUGCUCCUGAAACUCAGGCAUUUGAAAGAGCUAUAGAAAUAAUGCAAAACCUUGGUUUCAUAAGACUCUACUCAUGUCUUAAAGUAUUUAACUCUGUAGAACCACAACUGUGGAAAGUUCAGUAAUGCUGCUAACAAUAUUUGUAAAAUAAUACUUUUAAUGUAGCACAGUAUUUUUCUAUCUGCUAGCAGUAGAUGCGUCAUGGUUGUGCAAGGAGGCAACACUUCCAACAGCCGAGGUAUAGCAAAGUGCAGGCGUCAGUGGGAAAAGCUGUAUCGUAUUACAUUAUUGAUGUAAUCUUGCUGCCGUGCUAUGUUAUCAAUAGCUUAAAAGUAAUAAAGACUACUACACAAAACAGUUAUCUUCAUUUGAUGGCAUCUAAACAAAAAAGUGAUUGCUGCUCUCUGCGGAAUUGUCUGGUGCAAUUUGGUCAUGUAAACAAGCUAAGAGUCCACUUCUAAACAGAAUUGCAGAAGUACUCAUUUUUUACAGUUUAUAAAAUAUAUUUAUGGAUUUGCUUUCGCUACUGGUUUUUUAGAUAAAUGACUGAGUUAGAGAAAAUGAGCAACAUUUUAAGCAUUAAGCAUUAUUUUCCAACCAAUUAAUUUCUCAAUAUUAAGCCUCAUACUCUUAAAUAUCAUACUUGAAAUAUUAUGGAUAUUUUGUGACUCAGAGCAAACACAACCUAGGGAGUAUGUCAUGUUCUAAACUUACACAUGAAUGUUUUAAAGGCAACUGGAAAAUAUUUCACUUGCUAAUAGAUGAAUAAAAUUUUAAAAAUGAGUAAAUUUUAAAAUAUAUUGUCCUAGUUUUUAAAUGAGAUACAGUUUUUCUUACCAAAAAGAAGAGUGGAGAUUCCCCUAUGCUUUCUGAAUCCCAGACACCCUUUAACAUCUGACUAAAAUUGGGAAGACCCUAACCCCUGGAAGCUGUACACACACACACUACUCAACAAUUCCCCUAGUUUUAAGGGUCUUUCAGAGCUGCCAGACCCUGGCUGGACAUUUUAGUUAUCUUCAUCAGAUACAGUUAUUUGUUCAUAGCAAUCAGAAUAGUGAAGAGAUUCAAGGAUAACUUUUUCCAUGUUGACAUGUUAAAGAGUGAUAAAAAUGAAUAUUUCUAUUUAAAUGUUACUACAGUAACACAUUACCAUUAAUCCCCCUCAAAAUACUCCCCCUAACUGAACACACUUAUCCUAUCCUUCCUGCCACUUUCCGAAGUAGUUCUGGAAGGCCUUGUUUCUGAG